Molecule: messenger RNA, 1387 nt
Organism: Mytilus californianus (California mussel)
Lineage: Eukaryota; Metazoa; Mollusca; Bivalvia; Mytilida; Mytilidae
Product: vitellogenin-like
Exons: 6
Coding region: 1-882 (293 amino acids)
Biological process (GO): lipid transport
Molecular function (GO): lipid carrier activity
Source: RefSeq, a predicted model, not a curated record
AUGGUGAAGAGUACAACUAAACUGCCUAAAUCACAUACUUCUACAUGCGCAAGACAAUGUACAGAAACGAAAAAAUUUGGAUACGAAACCGGAAAGACAUAUGACUAUGAGUACACAUCAAAGGUGUCAACGACAAUACAAGGGGCUUCCGAAGAUAAAGCGGAAAUUGACAUGGCUGCAAAAGUUCACAUCGAGGUUCAGUCAAAAUGCGAUCUAGUGCUUAAGGUUUCUGAUGUUGUACUUACUGAAUCAGACCCUAAAUCACCAAACACAAAACGCAAUGCCGAUGUCACUGGCGAAUUCAAGAAAAGUCUUGAACAGAAUCCAUUGAUGUUUUCCUUCCAAGAUGGCCGUGUUGAUGAACUAUGCCCUUCUAACGACGAACAGACAUGGGCUCUUAAUAUCAAACGUGCAAUCAUCUCUGCUUUCCAGAACUCUAUGGAUGACUUCAGUCAAGAACAGAAAACCAAAGAGAUGGAUGUAACCGGAAGUUGUGAUGUAAAUUACUCUUUGGCUUCCAAUGGGUGGUACACAAUGACAAUUAAAAAGACAAAAGACACAUUAGGAUGUGUAGAUCGUCAUGGUUACAAAACGGCCAUGCAAGGAACACCAUAUAGGGUUCCAUCAGAAAUCCAGUCAAUGCCAUUGGUUAAAAGCACACACGAAUGUCAGCAGGGAAUCAGUAAAACUGGUAUCCUUCAGAGCAGCAGUUGUGAGGAACAACAUGUUCUCCGACCAUUCUCCAGGGAAUCCAGUGGAGCUGUUACAGAAACUAAACAGACUUUGAAAUAUAUUUCGGAGAGUCAAAGCAGAUCUACAAAAGGUAAAAUUGAAAGAACAGAAACUAUUCAUAUAUGCAUCGUGAAUCAAAAGAACAAUUAGCAGGAUCUGCUUACCCUUCUGGAGCACCUGAGACGAGUUUUGGUAUUCGGCUCUCGUUUAGGACUUAUAGUCUGCAAACAGCUUCCAAAUAUUAACGUUCAAAGAUCUUUUUUUAACAAUAAUAUUAUAGUAAAGAAAAAUUAAAUACUAGAGUUUAUACUUUUAAUUCAUGGCAUGUUAACUACGUUAAGACAAAGUUGACCUUAAAUAAAUAGAGAAUAUCAUAUGGCUUUUUCAAUAUCACAUCCGUAUCAACCCGAGACACCAAUAUAAUCCCAAGAGCUCUGCUCGAGGGAUUAUAUUGGUUGAGGGUUGAUACGGUGUGUGAUAUUGAAAAAGCCAUAUCAUAUACACUUUAUUAUAUACAUAUACCUCACGUAGAUGUUUUUUAUGUGACACGACGUCAUACAGAUAAGGUUUGAAAUGACGUCAUACAGAUUAGGGGUUUGAUAAAGCCUUUGCAACAGUGAAUGCAAUCGAUGACGUAACGUCAUGCAGAUUAAAG